Messenger RNA from Paramecium octaurelia, 1048 nucleotides. The record is from the annotation of a GenBank genome assembly. Lineage: Eukaryota; Ciliophora; Oligohymenophorea; Peniculida; Parameciidae.
AUUUCAAAUAAAAUGAAUAAGUAAUACAUACCAGCCAAAGCACAAGAAAAAAUAUUUGGUUUAAUUCUAAAAAGACCAGAAAAUUUAAAUUGUGCUGACUGUGCAACAAAGGGACCUCGUUGGGUUAGUUUAGACUAUGGAAUUUUUAUUUGCAUGGACUGCGCAGGUUUUACUUUAUUUUUCAUUCAAUAGGAGCCCAUCGAACAUUGGGUCCAAGUGUCACUAGAGUAAGGUCGACUAAUAUUGAUGGAUGGUAUUAAGAAAAUAUUGAUAUUAUGGAAUCUAUCGGUAAUGGGACUGCAAAUUCAUAUUGGGAAAAUAAAAUGCCAAAGGAUUUCAUGUAAAUGAUUCCAAAUAUUCAUCCAAUAGCAAACCUACUAUCAAUUAAGGACUAGAUUCAUUAAUUAGAUUUGUCUAAGAGAAGUAUGUUAGAAAGAGAUUCAUACCUUAAAUAUCAUGUCCUGAUCCCAAAUAACAAUACAUACUAACCAAAUCGUAGUAUUUAUCUGAUAUUCUUAAUUAGAACAGUCAAGCCUUUUUAUUUUAAUUAAUAAGAAACAAAAGUAGAGGAACCUAAGGUAAAAUUGGGUGAUUUGAUUGAUUUAGAUGAUGACUUCUUUGGAGUUAAAAAACCAGUUGUCUAAGUGGAGGAAAUCCAAGGAUAAAAUACUCAUUAAGGUACCACUCGAUCCUUGUCACCUGAGAAGGAUUUCAGUGAAUUUGUACAAUCAACUCCAAAUAUUGAUCAACCAAUCCAUUCACUGCCUUCUCUUGAUAUACUCACACUCUACAAAUCAGAAUCGCAAUAGACAUAACAAUCAUAACAAAUAAUACCUAAUAAGAACUCGAAUUAUGCUUAUUUGUCUAAUUUGGGAUAAUAAUAAAAUAAUGGGAUUUAUAAUUAGCAAUCAAAUUAUUAACACUUUUAUUAAUAAUAACAAUUGUAGUAAUAGCAAUUCCAAUAUUAACAAUAAAAAUAAUAACAGCCAAUUCAAUCAAAUGGGCCCAUCAAUAUUAUGGAUUUAUAUUCAAAAUGAUAUUUAUUUAG